Dunckerocampus dactyliophorus (ringed pipefish) is the source of this 6396-nucleotide messenger RNA. It is a transcript of the gene xpo7, whose product is annotated as exportin 7. Gene Ontology annotation, biological process: protein export from nucleus. The record is from RefSeq and is a predicted model, not a curated record. Gene Ontology annotation, molecular function: small GTPase binding; nuclear export signal receptor activity. NCBI's taxonomy places the organism in Eukaryota, Metazoa, Chordata, Actinopteri, Syngnathiformes, Syngnathidae. Bases 140 to 3493 code for a protein of 1117 amino acids. The transcript is spliced from 27 exons. Gene Ontology annotation, cellular component: nuclear pore; cytoplasm.
AAACGUGACAUGACAAAGACAAAAAACGUCAAAUCAAAGUCAACAUUCCGCUCAUGUUAUGGACACAAUUGCAAUGGCGCGGGGGCGCCAGCAGGGGCGCUGUUGCCUGCUUGAAUAGCCAUAAGCGGGGGAGAGGUGCAUGAAAUGGAGAAAAAUGGCGGAUCAUGUGCAGGGCCUCGCCCAGCUGGAGAUCCUGUGCAAGCAGCUUUAUGAGACUACGGACACGGCCGUGCGGCACCAGGCGGAGAAGGCUCUUGUGGAGUUCACCAACAGUCCAGACUGCCUCAGCAAGUGUCAACUGCUGCUGGAAAGAGGAAGUUCGUCGUACUCUCAGCUGCUGGCCGCCACCUGCUUGUCCAAACUUGUGUCCCGGACCAGCAACCCUCUGCCCCUCGAGCAACGCAUCGACAUCCGGAACUAUGUGCUGAACUACCUGGCCACGCGGCCAAAGUUGGCCGCCUUCGUGACGCAGGCACUUAUCCAGCUCUACGCCAGGAUCACCAAGCUGGGCUGGUUUGACUCUCAGAAGGACGACUACGUCUUCAGGAACGUCAUCGCCGACGUGACGCGCUUCCUGCAGGACAGCGUGGAGCACUGCAUCAUUGGCGUCACCAUCCUGUCCCAGCUGACCAACGAGAUCAACCAGGUGAGAGCGCCGUCCUCGCCGGGCCUGGCUCGACGCCACUUGUGCACGUGGUCAGAACGCCGUGUAUUGUCUCCACAGGCGGACACGACGCACCCGCUGACCAAACACAGAAAGAUAGCCUCGUCCUUCCGAGACUCCUCCCUCUUUGACAUCUUCACACUCUCUUGUAACCUCCUCAAGCAGGCGUCCGGGAAGAACCUCAACCUGAAUGACGAGUCCCAGCACGGCCUGCUGAUGCAGCUGCUCAAGCUGAGCUACAACUGCCUCAACUACGACUUCAUCGGCACGUCCACUGACGAGUCGUCCGACGACCUCUGCACCGUGCAAAUCCCCACGUCGUGGCGAUCAGCGUUCCUCGACUCUUCCACCCUGCAGCUCUUUUUCAACCUGUACCAUUCCAUCCCGCCUUCGCUCUCUCCACUGGUGUUGUCAUGUCUAGUUCAGAUUGCAUCUGUCAGGAGGUCGCUGUUCAACAAUGCAGAGAGGGCAAAGUUUCUCUCGCAUCUGGUGGACGGCGUGAAGAGAAUACUGGCUAACCCUCAGUGUCUGCCUGACCCAAACAACUACCACGAGUUCUGUCGGCUGUUGGCGAGGCUGAAGAGUAAUUACCAGCUGGGUGAGCUGGUGAAGGUGGAGAACUACCCUGAAGUCAUCCGGCUCAUUGCCAACUUCACCGUCACCAGUCUGCAGCACUGGGAGUUUGCACCCAACAGCGUCCACUACCUGCUGAGUCUGUGGCAGCGUCUGGCAGCAUCUGUCCCCUACGUCAAAGCCACAGAACCACACCUGCUGGAGACAUACACACCUGAGGUCACCAAGGCAUACAUCACAUCACGCCUCGAGUCCGUCCAUGUUAUCCUCAGGGAUGGUCUGGAGGACCCUCUGGAUGACGCGGGUCUGGUGCAGCAGCAGCUGGACCAGCUGUCCACCAUCGGGAGGUGUGAGUAUGAGAAGACGUGUGCUCUUCUGGUCCAACUCUUUGACCAGGCAGCGCAGACCUACCAGGAGCUUCUGCAGUCCACCAACUCCAGCGCCGCUGACAUCACCGUGCAGGAGGGUCGCCUGACGUGGUUGGUUUACAUCAUCGGGGCUGUGAUCGGCGGCCGGGUGUCAUUCGCGAGUACCGACGAGCAGGAUGCCAUGGACGGCGAGUUGGUGUGUCGGGUUCUGCAGUUGAUGAACCUCACCGACUCCCGACUGGCGCAGGCGGGAAACGAGAGGCUGGAGCUGGCCAUGCUCAGCUUCUUUGAGCAGUUCAGGAAGAUCUACAUUGGCGACCAGGUGCAGAAAUCCUCCAAGCUUUAUCGUCGACUUUCGGAGGUUCUUGGCCUAAAUGACGAGACGAUGGUCCUGAGUGUCUUCAUUGGGAAAAUCAUCACAAACUUGAAGUACUGGGGCCAGUGUGAACCGAUCACCUCCAAAACCCUGCAGCUGCUCAACGACCUCUCCUUAGGGUACAGUAGUGUCAGGAAGUUGGUCAAGCUCAGCGCAGUCCAGUUCAUGCUCAACAAUCACACUAGCGAGCACUUCUCCUUCCUGGGGGUCAACAACCAGUCCAACCUGAGCGACAUGAGGUGUCGCACCACCUUCUACACGGCUCUGGGGCGCCUCCUCAUGGUGGAUCUGGGCGAGGAUGAGGAGCAGUUUGAGCAGUUCAUGCUUCCUCUGACGGUGGCCUUUGAAGCCGUGGCCCAGAUGUUGAGCACCAACACCUUCAACGAGCAGGAGGCCAAGAGAACAUUGGUGGGGUUGGUGCGAGACCUGCGCGGUAUCGCGUUCGCCUUCAACGCCAAGACCAGCUUCAUGAUGCUCUUUGACUGGAUAUAUCCGGCCUACAUGCCCAUCCUGCAGCGGGCUAUCGAGCUGUGGUACCACGACCCGGCAUGCACCACGCCCGUGCUCAAACUCAUGGCUGAACUGGUUCACAACAGAUCUCAGAGGCUCCAGUUUGACGUGUCGUCGCCCAAUGGCAUCCUGCUUUUCCGAGAGACCAGCAAGAUGAUCACGACCUACGGCAAUCGCAUCCUGACGCUGGGCGACGUGCCGAAGGACCAGGUGUACAGCGUGAAGCUCAAGGGGGUCAGCGUGUGUUUCGCCAUGCUGAAGGCCGUGCUCAGUGGAAAUUACGUCAACUUCGGGGUCUUCCGUCUCUACGGCGACGAUGCCCUGGACAACGCCUUACAGACCUUCAUCAAGCUGCUGCUGUCCAUCCCUCACAGCGACCUGCUGGACUAUCCCAAACUCAGCCAGUCCUUCUACUCCCUGCUGGAGGUUCUUACCCAGGACCACAUGAACUUUAUCGCCAGCCUGGAGCCUCACAUGGUCAUGUACAUCCUGUCGUCCAUCUCGGAGGGCCUCACAGCGCUGGACACGAUGGUGUGCACGGGCUGCUGCUCCAGUCUGGACCACAUCGUCACCUACCUGUUCAAGCAGCUGUCUCGCUCCACCAAGAAGCGUCCCACGCCGAUGGCGACGGACGACCGCUUCCUGCACAUCAUGCAGCAGCACCCUGAGAUGAUCCAGCAGAUGCUGUCCACAGUCCUGAACAUCAUCAUCUUUGAGGACUGCAGGAACCAGUGGUCCAUGUCCCGACCGCUCUUAGGCCUCAUCCUGCUCAAUGAGAAGUACUUUGCUGACCUGAGGAACAGCAUCGUCAACAGUCAGCCUCCAGAGAAGCAGCAGGCCAUGCACUUGUGUUUUGAGAACCUCAUGGAAGGGAUUGAAGGCAACCUCCUGACCAAGAACAGAGACAGGUUCACUCAGAACUUGUCGGUGUUCCGGCGGGAAGUCAAUGACAGCAUGAAGAACUCCACGUACGGCGUCAACAGCAACGACAUGAUGAGCUGACAUUCCAUGCGGACCAGUCUUACCCAGCAGCAGAUGGAGUACCGCCGCCCCGCCCCCACUCGGCCCCGUACGCCCCCUGCCCGUGGCCCCCCCGCCGCGGGCUCGUUGAUAAUAUUCAGCCAAUAAGCACCUGUGUCACAUUGCCCCACCCCCUCCUUUUUGAUAUGAGCAUAUAUAAAUAUAUACAGAUCUAUUUUAACGCCAGUCAGCUUCGGUUGCACGAGGAGGAUUGGGGAGGGAGGGGGGUCGCAUGUGGAAGCACGGGGGGUUGGGUGGGGUGGGGGGGUGAGGAUGAGUGUAGUAAUUUGCUUCUGCCUGCCUUGUAUAGAAAGACAGGAGUCAAGUGUACAUUUUCUUUACCAUUUUCAUCAUCUUUCUAUGGAUGCGUGAUCGAGCUUUUUACAGCGUAGGACGUAGUGCAAGUGGACGUGGACAGGACGCGCCCGACCUUCCCAAACCAAACGCUUCGGAGGACCUCACUCCCUGGACGCAGCAUGCGGCCCACUCCCCGUAGCUUUCAGCGGCACCGUCGACCAGCUCAGGUGUCGUCCUGUCGCACGGUAGCCUCUCGUCCGGGGCGCUCCUCCUAACCCACCCGGAAGAUCCCUCCGUGACGCUCAGCCUUCUCCAAGCGGCUCAGUGGAGCCGCGGAGCAGCUCCACUGACGCGUCAUCCCCAUCGGAGCGCCGCGUCCACCAAUUUGUUUACUUUGUGGAUUCCUCGGAUCGGGUUGUGGUCCUCUUUGGUGUGUGUUGUGGUGUGUGUGUGUGUGUGCGCGUGUGCGUGCGUGUGACGGCAACACUAGCGCCCCCUGGAGGAAGUCGGUCUAGUGGCAGGAAGGUCGUCGGGCGUUAGCGGCACGCGGUGCCUCCUGGUGGAUGUCUACUUCCUGGUUUGUGACUGAAUGUGUUUGGAAGUCUGCUCGUGUAGUGUCAGCAUUGUGACUGCAAAUAAACCUCAUCGUUUUUACUAGGACACGCCUCCUCUUUCUAGGACACGCCUCCUCAUAGUCUCGUUCACCCGAGCCGACCACGAAAUACACUAUUGAUAUUCACUGCAUUGAUAAGAAUGAAUAUUAUACGGAGUGACAGGUGAUGGGUGGAUCAGUAUGAUACAAGCUCUUCACACUCAAAAUUUAUCCUCAAAUCAAAAUAGAAACUUUAAAUAUCAUUUCAGGUCAUCUCAUGUCUGUAGAAAAGACUACAGAUCAGAACCAGAGCCAUGUGUGAAUUGUGAAUAAAGUUUUCAUUCUUAUAGUACUUCUUAACUUAUUUGAAUGGUGUUAUUUUACUUGUUUUCUUUUAUUGUUUACAAUAUCAUUUUCACAUAGUUUAUAUGAUUCUGUCCUGUUUUAUAUUAGUGUGGCUAUACCUCAAUACGCCGUACUUCAGGUUUUAAAAUAGUUAAAAUUCAUGUAUUCAAAUCAAUGUGUUUAAUCAAUAACUUGUCUUUAUGCUCUGAUAUGGAAUACGCUACAUUUUAAAAUGUACACGACACGAGGCGAAUUUGCACAAAGUAUCAGAUCGGUAGCGCCGAUACCAUCCUCCAUAGAACGUCACUAAUUUGCACAUAAUUCUAUUGCUGGGUUUCACAGGGCGUCACAUCCGGCUGUAGGCCCCGCCUCCGACUCUGUCGAACAGGCUGAGAUGGAAGUUGUUCAAAUAUGCAUUCAGAAAAACGCUCUUGCUAAGAUAGUCCAACCCAACAACGAAAAAGUUGAGGAAACGCAGAUAACCUACCGUUUUGGGUGCUUGCUAACCAACCGAGGCUCUCCUGGAGUGGAGCCGGGUAAACAGUACCAGGUUACAGUGAGCAACUAGAAGCACAAUUUACACUCAAUUCAUAGUUCACAAUGUUGGAAGAAGUGGAAAAGGUCAAAUGUAACCACCUGGAAGAAUGUCCAGCUAUGCUUAACGGAGGGCUUGGAAGUGAGGCUUGCUCGCCAGCUAGCUUGCUUCUAGCAGCCCGAAAGGAGUGCGUAAAAUCCGGCUAAAAAUUGGUUCCGGAGCUCAAACAGCGCAGCCAAACGACGAAGGACAUGUACAAGAAUGUAUUCAUGCACACUGACUGGGUGUAGAAGGCAAAGUGGCACCGUUACAAGCUAGCUUCCGCUGCUUUUCCAUCGUCUUGUUUUCAACUAUUUCAUGUCUUCGUGCACUCACGCGAUUGGAGCGAAUCAUUUCAGCCACACACACCGUUAUUCACUUUAGUUUAAAAAAAUAUUACAUAGACAUAUAGUGUGGGUGUGGGAGUAGUUUAUGCUUCCCCACCCGCCACCACUAUCACCUGGAGUGCCUCUAGGUCACGUGGUUGAAGCCAAGCAACUAUAGGUUGCGUUUUGUGAUCGCCAUCUUGGUACGUAUGGGAAGGAACGGGACUAAUUCCACUGAUCUGUACGAAAAAAAACUGGAUAGAUCAUACGUCGCACGCGCCCGUGCCAGCCGCUGAGCUGACGCUACAGCGCACGCGCGAGAGGCCAUCUUACCACUCACAUUUCGAACGUAGCAGACUACAUUGGCACAGCGUACAUAGUGUACAAAGCAGAUGAAGAGGCUAACAGAACAUCUAUAUUUGACAUUAAAAAGCGGGGAGAUUCUCCCAUUCCUUCAAGUAACGCAACCUUCGUCCCUUAAAAACCAUUUGAUACGUUAUUCUCUAUCUUUUGGUUAUAUUAAAUGUACUUUUCCCCUUCCAAUUCUCAUUGCCUUUGGGACAAAAUUGUACUGUGCACCCUGGCUCAGCACUCCCCUAUAGCAAUGAUAGUUUUACUCCUCUAGAAAGAGAUUUUCAUUUGAACUGCAUAUCCCAUCCCUUUUUUCCACUAAAAUCCAUGGUCAUCAUCCUUUACUUUUUGUUUUACUUUCAUACAAUUCACUAUGCUCUCGUCUGUACAAAAUAUGAAU